Psammomys obesus (fat sand rat) is the source of this 2519-nucleotide messenger RNA. RefSeq names its product mucolipin TRP cation channel 2 (gene Mcoln2). The coding region runs from base 52 to 1752 and encodes 566 amino acids. Gene Ontology annotation, cellular component: plasma membrane; lysosomal membrane. The record is from RefSeq and is a predicted model, not a curated record. The transcript is spliced from 14 exons. Gene Ontology annotation, molecular function: NAADP-sensitive calcium-release channel activity. Lineage: Eukaryota; Metazoa; Chordata; Mammalia; Rodentia; Muridae.
CUAGGGGGCCAGGCAGGUGCUGGAGUCCCGCUCUGCAGUGGCGAUCGCGCCAUGCCCGGAGGCCAGGAGACCCUGGACCUGCCUGCGUGGGAUCGAGCCCCGGACCCGGCUUGGGGCCCCCAGCACAGAAGUGCGAUGGCGCCUCUUGAUUCUGAGGUGAAGGAAGAGUGUCUGAGGGAAGACCUGAAGUUCUACUUCAUGAGCCCCUGUGAGAAAUACCGAGCCAGACGCCAGGUGCCAUGGAAGCUGGGCUUGCAGAUUUUGAAGAUAGUCAUGGUGACCACCCAGCUUGUUCGAUUUGGCCUAGGUAACCAGUUGGUGGUGGCUUUUAAGGAAGACAACACCGUUGCUUUUAAGCACCUGUUUCUGAGAGGAUUUUCUGGAGUCGAUGAAGAUGACUACAGCUGUAGCAUAUACACUCAAGAGGACGCCUAUGAAAGCAUCUUUUUCGUGAUGAAGCAGUAUCGUCAGCUGAAGAACCUUUCCCUGGCAACCCUUGGUUAUGGAGAGGAUGAAGACAAUAGAACGGCCUUGAAAUUCUGUAAGCAGCAUUACAAGACAGAAGCCAUGUUUUCUUCUAACGAGACCCUCAGUAUUGACAGUGACAUUGAGACAGAAUGCAUUCACCUGGACCUCCAGGUGCUUGCCAAGGAACCUGAGGACUGGGCACAGGAAUCUUUCUUCAGGCUAGACUUCUAUCGGCUUGUGCAAGUUGACAUCUCCUUUGCCCUCAAAGGAAUUGACCUGCAGGCAAUUCACUCCCGAGAGAUACCAGACUGCUACAUCUUCCAGAACACGAUUAUCUUUGACAACACAGCCCACAGCGGAAAAAUCAAAAUCUAUUUCAACAGCGAGGCCAACAUCGAAGAAUGUAAAGCCAUGAACAUAUCUGGGCCUACUCAGAGAAGCACUCACUAUGUCCUGGUGUUUGAUGUGUUUGUCAUUAUGAUCUGCCUGGCAUCCCUUAUCCUGUGCACAAGAUCCAUUGUUCUUGCUCUGAGGCUGAGAAAGAGAUUUCUAAACUUCUUCCUGGAGAAGUACAAGCGACGCGUAUGUGACGCUGACCAGUGGGAGUUCAUCAACGGAUGGUACAUCCUGGUCACUAUCAGCGACCUCAUGACAAUAAUUGGAUCCAUCCUGAAGAUGGAAAUCAAAGCCAAGAACCUCACAAAUUAUGAUCUGUGCAGCAUUUUUCUUGGGACAUCAACACUGUUUGUCUGGGUUGGAGUCAUCAGAUAUUUGGGUUACUUUCAGACAUACAACGUGCUCAUUUUAACCAUGCAGGCCUCGCUGCCCAAAGUCCUCCGGUUCUGCGCAUGCGCUGGCAUGAUCUACCUGGGGUACACGUUCUGUGGCUGGAUCGUCUUGGGACCGUACCACCAGAAGUUUGAAAACCUGAACAUAGUUGCGGAGUGCCUGUUUUCUUUGGUGAACGGUGAUGACAUGUUUGCCACCUUUGCUCAGAUUCAGCAGAAGAGCAUCCUGGUGUGGCUCUUCAGCCGCAUCUACUUGUAUUCCUUCAUCAGCUUAUUCAUAUACAUGGUCCUCAGCCUCUUCAUCGCACUCAUCACCGAUUCUUACCACACCAUCAAGAAAUACCAACAGAAUGGGUUUCCUGAGACAGACCUGCAGAAAUUCCUGAAGGAACGCAGUAGCAAAGACGGAUACCAGAAGGAGGCAUCCACCUUGCUGUCCUGUGUCUGCUGUCUGAGGAGGAGAAGAAGCGAUGACCACUUGAUUCUCAUUGACUAAAACCCUUUGCUAACAUCAAUCAAGUCCAGACCUCUUCACCCUGUGGUAGUGCAGAGAGACCCCAGGGUCAGCAGCAGCUUACUAAAAGGUUGCUGCACUGAAUUGUGGAUCCAGAAGGAGGGGUGUCCAUGAGCUGCUGACCUGGAGUAACAUUCCAAAGUUACUUUUUAUAACCACGGAGGCUAGAGAAUGGGCCCCUCCUGGGAAUUAAUGUGAUGGAAGUGUAAUGAUUGGUAGCCUGCUGAUUGGUGACAUCAUAAUGCUGGGAUGGACAAAAUAUUUCUAUUUCAGAGUGUGUAAGCAAUAUUUAAAAGCAGGUAAAGAUAUUUUAAAAUGUGCUCUUUGAAUUGAAGACGUUUGUUAAUUCGUGGUCAGCACAGAAAUAAAUUUGGUUUCAAUACCGAAUUAAGACUUGAAGAUGGGGAACUGGAAGGCCACGUAGGGCUCACACUCAGACGCUGACAGAAAGAUGUCAGAUCUUGACUAGUUCUGCGGACUUGCUUCUUCAGCAUGACCUGCAGUGUCCGUUAGCACAGCUCCUGGACGUCACAGAGCACCUGGCUGCCGCCUCGGUUGAUCUUUCCCUGGACUGUGCGCAUGAGGAAUGGCUCCAAAUUUGGGAGUGGCCACCUGUUUCAUGAGUCAGCUCCUCUGCCGCGGUACUUGCCUUUGUCAGGCAAGGAAAUGAGGUGCAUUUUUCCUUAAAUAAACUUAUUUUCAUCAUGCAAAAUUGCACUAUUACUGUGUGUUAAAAUGCAAUGUCUCUC